Porites lobata is the source of this 16228-nucleotide messenger RNA. NCBI's taxonomy places the organism in Eukaryota, Metazoa, Cnidaria, Anthozoa, Scleractinia, Poritidae. The record is from the annotation of a GenBank genome assembly.
CAUACAUUAAAUGAACGGAGCGCUCGUUUUAUCCGCGGCACUGAGUUAGAAUUGUCAUUCUUCCUCCAUUUAUAUUUUCAGGUCCUGUUCUUAUGGGUAUAAAGUGUUAAAUUCAGCCAUCUGGUCGCAAAGAGGCAACUGCAGUUUGUUUAACAAAUCAGUAUAAUUCAUUAAACCUUUCAUGACUGAUCUGAUUUUCUGGUCAACUAAACGGCGACUCGCGCGAUGGAUUUUCUGUCAGAUUAAUCUUUCUCUGACAACGACACAGUUCUGGUAAGUACUAACAGUAUACUAUGAAAUUAAAUAGUAUGUUACACGUAAAAAUUUAUAAGAAACUUCGUUUAUUUGUGCAUUCAGGCGAGCUGGAGACACCAAGGGCAAACUAACAGGAAUUCUAGCUUUGAACACGGAAGCCCCAACAAGGGCAACUGUUUGGAGAAGCAAAUGUUGCCUAGGGUUUUCUGUGGCUUGAGGAGGGCUAAAAAUUUCCGAAUGACCUUUCCAUUGCUGUUAAAUUCGCUGCGAUUUUCUGAAGUUUAAGUUUUCAUAUUUCAUUCCCCAGUCUGGGGUGCAAGCUGAAUAAUUGAAUCACGGUUACCCAUUAUUAUAACAUAGCUACAAAAUUCGCCUAAUCAAAUUCAAUAGCGCGAGCGUGCUUCAUAUUCCUAUUGAGCACGCUGAUGACGUCAAUCAACUAUUCGUAAUUCCUCGAGUUGUUGUGAAUUUAGCAAUCCUGAGGGAGUCUCCUGAGUGCAUCCAUAACUCAGCAGUACACGAUGAAGCGUUUACCAUGUGUUUUAUAAGAAAAUUUAAAAGGAAACGUUUGAAUUUGUUAACCGAUAGUAAGGAAAAGAGGUGAGUGUUGUUGUUGUUGUUGUCAUCUCCGCGAGCAGUGCGGGCUAUGGCGUGAGAUCAUUGUUUGCAAAGUUGCCUUCUCUCAAUAACAAUUUUUCGGUAAAUUAACAGUUUUCCGGCACCUAAAUAUGGAUUUUACAAUCAUUUUAGAGUACACUUUCUCUCAGUUUCAGGAUAAAAACAUAAGAUUUACUGAGAGGGAAAAAAUUAUAGUCACGUAAACAUUGACGCGUACUGCUUUGAGCGCGCUCUACAAUAAUAAAAUUUUAAGUUAACUGCUGCAUUGAUCGCUUUGAUAUCAAAGAGAAAACAAUUAGUUCAUGCUGCAGCUGUGCGUGUGUCGAGUUAUUGAGCACUUGGGAAGUUUGAGAGCAUUCAAGAGGCUAGAGUUGCACUCGGUUGCGCCUCGUGCAACUCUUACGCCUCUUUCGUGCUCUCCAAACUUCCCGCGUGCUCAAUAUCUCGACAUACGCACGCUGUAGCAUGAACUAAUUGUUAAUUCUUUGCUCUUUUCUCCCGAUUAUUCAUUAUUCAUUUCAAAUUUUUCCUUGAUAUUCAUUAUUCAUUUUUCAGUAUUUAUAUCAAUUUUCCUUCUCAAAUUCCCUUUCUGUGAAUUAUAAAAAAUUAUAAAACUGUGAUACUAAGAAACUUUUGGCUCUAUCACAAAGGAAGAGAAUCGUACUGAAAAAACGAGGUAGAAACCUUGAGAUUAAACAAUAUAUGGAAUAUAUAUAUUUUAACCGGAAAUUUUCUACAAUUCUAUACAUUGGUUAUCAAAAGUUUACAUCAUCAGUAUACAUUCAACCUUAUCUUUACUAGUACCCCUCUGUUUUUUCUACACAUGUGGUCAAAAUAAUGUAAAAAGAACUAAAAACCAAAACUAACAAAUAAACUAUAACUGAAACGAACACUAAAUUUUGUGCAAUAAAUCCUAAUGUAAUCGACUUAGUUCAAAAGUCAGGCAGAAUAGGCUGGUUGCUUGCAUGGGACCUGCUAGUACUGCCACACCUACCAGGUUACUACCGGUCGGAUUUUUCGCACCUGUCUAAUGGCAGGUCCAGGUUUCAUUGGAACCUUGACGCUGAGACAUAAAUUAAUUUCCAAAUCGUCCAAUCGCCAAUGUAGAAAUCCUCUGUCGAACAUUACAAUGGUAGGUUCUAAGAUUGCAACUUUUUAGACAAUUGCAUCUCAGUAUGACUAAAGUAAUAGAAUCCAAUAUGUUGAUUAUUAGAGGACACUGGCUUCUAUUUAUAGUUUCAUCUUAAGCCUCUAUCAACAUUUGUUCAACCAUUCGCUAACCAUUAAUGAGAGCCAAUGUUGAGACCGUGUGACAAUACCACUCUAAAAUUGUUUCAGGUUUCUGUUAAACCAGUUUAAACAUUGUCUCAACUUCAUAUCAGUGCUGUAGUGUGGGAAUGGAAGUAACAUAAUUGUCACGACUUUGUUUAAACCUUUUACAGGAACUGUUGGAAAAUCUUUCCACCAAAAAGCAAGAGUUUGGAAAUAUGACCAAAGUAAUUCUGAUUACUGAAAUGGUACUUGAGGGCUGGAAACUCCAACGAGUUGUAAAGUUGUAAAAAUCAACAUUUAUGGUACGAGCAUAAUACAAUAGGCAUGGCUACAUUGUGAACUGGAGCCCACAGGUUCGAUUCUGUCAGUUCCCUCUAGGGAAGUUUGUAACGAUUUCAAACCAGUUUUGGCCAGUGGUGAUCUCAAAACGAAGACGAUCCACAAUAGGGUAUGGUAUUUUUGAUGAGAGUGGUAUACAAAUUUAUUUUAUCUAGAUGUAGACCACAAAUGGUUUAUUUCGGGUUUGCGCGUUGUUUUGCUUCACUGGUUUCGCCGGAUUCCUAUGUUUUAUGAUGGGCGGAUAAGUUAAACUUAUUUCUUUUCGUCUUCCGCUUUUUAUGAGAUCAUUUAACAGCUAUGAGUUGUUCAUUAAUCCUAGGCUAGACAGUGUUAUUCAUAAUUCGGAUUUUCUGACUCCAAAUAUUCAUUAUUCAUUUUCGUUUAAACCCCAUUUUUCAUUAUUCAUUUUCAGUUUCCACCCCCGAACCCCAGGUUAGGCUAUUUUUAACAUUUUACUUAAAAGUGAAUUUUUUUUUAUUCCUCUCUCCAUCACAUUUUUGAAUCCAAAAUUUUAAUUAUUUUUUUUCUGUCAUCGCGGGCGGCGGCAGUUUUGCAUCACCCAAGUAGCGCAGCUGAUGAAGUACCCCCUCUGCUAAGCAAGUGGACGCUGGUUUGAACCUGCCCAGCAGAGCACUAACUGACUAAGAUCUUUCCCGGUCUUUCCCGUUUUAACUGCAGCAGAACUAGGUCAGUCGGUAGAUGGUCCAUUAUUGCAGUCUGAGUCACUGAGAAAUGAAGGUAUUCCCUUUGCCCUGCAAACGCCAGACCUUUGUGUGGCUGGAUUGUCCGUGUAACACGGCGCCAAGUUAGUGUCCCUGCUCAGUUAGUAUUUUUUCGUGCUAUGUACAUGAACACUCAAAAGUGCCUUUUUAAUAGUAGGAGGAGGUGUAAGAGCCCUCACCAGUGUUGCUCGAAAAAAUGGAGGAAGUAUUUAAACUUUCAAAAAGUGAGCCCCAUUUCGAUUAGGAUGGGACCGAGUGUUCCGCCUAAUCUGGAAUGUUAACUUUGAAAUUUCGAAUUCAAGGAGCAAAAUCCAUCAAACCCUGUGAAUUUUUUCUUGCCUCUAUCAGACAAAUUUUGUUAGAGAAGAUAUGUUAGUCACCGAGAAAAUAUUUCGCCAAACAGCUCGUAAACAAAAUUCCCUGGAGUUGCUUUAGGCAUGCAAUAAUCAGGAUGAGAAGAGUCGAUCGCUUGAUACUCGCUCAUGAUGCAAGAAACCUCCAUGUCUUUUUUUUUAUUUGGAAUGAAGGAAUUUAUGAUUUUGCAUUUCCUAGCUGGGAUAAUUGUUAGUAGCCACUUUUCUGACUCGCUUUAUCAUUGGCUACUAUUAAGAAGUUUUGAAAUUUUACUUGGUAAAAACUGACAGGUUGAAUUACACUGCUCUCUACAUAAAUUUAAGAAAGCAGUUGUUUCUCAUAUUUCAGAAUCAAAAUGGGAUUGACAAACAAACGCUUGACGAUGAAUUAUGUUUAUGGUUUUAAUAAUGAAGGCACAAGAUAUCUUAUGCAAGAAAUUCCAAGCAAAAUUUAGAACACAACCCGCAUUCAACGAUCUAUCAAAGCGGUUUCAUAUUUUGAGAACUUAGAUAUCCAAACUUAUCAAAAAAAUUUAAGAAGCAAGUUUCCUAAAAAUAGAAGCAAGAUCGAGAUCCGUCUUGUCAUUUUCUUAACUCUGUUAUUACUUCCUUGUACAACAGGUGACUGCUGCGAAGUUGGGGCCCUGAACAACUCCACCUGUUGACGGCAUUGGACUCCUCCAUUUCACUUGACGAACGUUCUCUACAUAAUCAGGUGGUGUACUUGUGUUUUUCUUGAUAUCUCUUAGUCCCUGCAAAAAUAUUCUGCUUGAGAUUUUUGGUUUUGAAACUUUCCUUUUCUAUUCCAGAGAUCUGUGGAUUAAAUGAUAAAAGGCGCAAACUUUGUUUUCUUUUAAAAGAGGAUAAAACAUUAUAUAUUAUGUUGAAAUGAUGAUGUGAAAUUCACCGAUCAGUUGGGGAGACAUACUUUCACGACAAAUGUCAAUCUUAUAGGUUAAAGAUUUUCUCAAAUUAGGAAAUUGGUGGACAAAAACUGUCCAAACAAUUCCUAUUUUGUAUAACGGGCGUAACAAAAAAUUUUGUUUGUUGUAGAUAUAAAAAACAGUUCACAGCAAGUAAAAGGAAAUCUUCAGUGCUCGCGUGAUGAGCACUGUAAAGGUGAUUCAGCAUUUUCACAUGACAUCAUGGCAGCCAUAUUGGUGUUCUAGAACACACUGGAAUGGCGGCCAUGUUUGUGUUCCAAACCAAUACUGUGGGAGUUGAACUCUUUUCUUAUGUAAACACUUUCUUUUGUUGCAAUUAAUUUGCAUAGCGGCUGGGCAAGUGAGUGAAAACUGCUCUAUUGACAACUGGUCUGCAAGAAUAUAAACUUCUUCACCAACUGUCACUGGGUCUUACUGAAAUCUGUAAAUGUUCUUUUCUUUUUAUUUUUCCCCACGACCUUGCCUAGGAUUUCAUGCAGUUCAAUUUUGAAACUGUAUUUGCAGUAGCCACUGUUUCUAACCAUAUCAAAGCAUAAUGUCCAGUUUGUAACACCAAAGUCUAAACACAAAAGCUGCAAGGAGACCCCCCACAGACAAGGAAAAAUUAUCGCUGUUGUGGCUUCAUGAAAAACUUGGUUUUGCAAUCGUCAAUUUGAAUAGCUUCGCCUGACGAUUAACUAACUUUUUCCUUGCGUCGCAGUAAUGGUCGAAAGGCUGUACAUGACUUUUGCUGCGAUUUGCAUAUUGACUGUCACUGUGGGAUGGGUACCCUGAAAUUACUGUGCACUUAAAAUGCAAUAACAUGGCGUCAUUUGUUGAAGCAAAAUAUCACACUGUAGCAACCAUACAGGAACCCAUAAUCUGUAGCGAGCAAUUUCCAUGCGCUUGUGUCAUGGCGUUUUCACGGACCAGUUUAUUUUUAGAAUGCUUGUGGCGUGAAUUUUUAAUAUCUGGUAAAUUCCACAAACCAGUCAGCAAAACCUACAGACCUAGGAAUGAUAUUUUUUGCCUUUUAAUAACAUUUAGUUUUCCUUUUUAAUAUCUUAUACUUUAAAUGGGCUCAUAGACUUGUUGGAGAUUUUAUUUUUGCAGGAAAAAGUGCCCUAAAAUGUGUCUAGAUUUAAACUGGUCCCUAAAAACGCCGUGACAUAGGCCUAGUAUGGAAAUUGCUUGCUCCGGGUUAUGGGCUCCUGCUUAUUAUAAAAAUCCUUUGCUUCUCACCUUAGAUCUGAGUCACAAUGCCCAAUGUACACUUGUUCAUCUCACUCUUGUUUGUGACAACUAUAUCUCAUGCUGGUAAGUCAUAUUCCAACUUGUUAUAACCCUUGUUCACGUCCCCCCCGCCCGCCCCCCCGCUUGCGAAAAAAGAAAAAAGAAGGAAUUUGCAUAACAUUGUUCAGAGCGUUUACACAUGACGUCACGGCGGCCAUGUUGGUGUUCCAAACCAAUCCAGUGGUAGUUGAACGCUUUCUUUUGUUCCAAUAAUUUUGCAUUGAUACUAACCAUGUGAACGAAAAGGCUUUAUCAUAGAUCAUAGUCGUCCCAAGAGAAAUUGAAGGCAAUGCCUAUGUUUUAUGAUGGGGAAUGUGAAAAUGGUGAAUUCUUUGCAUUCUUUAUUCGAUUUUGCAUCCGAACUUCAUAUAUGAUCAGUAUGAUUUCACUCAUGUUACAAAUUGCCAUUUUGUUCUCACUUUGGUGUAACAAUUCCAGAUUUGUACAAGCCCUGUAAUUACUGUGACUUCUGUAACUGGGUCCACUUAGAGAAAGUUGACCAAUCGCAUUACAUGAAAAUAACAAUGUAUUCCGAGAAAAUUGGUUGUGGGCCAAUCACCAGCUGGUAAAAAAGAAACAAACAAUAAGUCACUCGAAAUAAAUGAUAUAUUAUUAUUAUAAUUAUUUACUUAUAUAGCACUAUAUCGAUGAAAAUAAUGCCCUAUAGUGCUUCACAGAGAUAAAACCUGCCUUACAAUAUACAAUGGCUUACAAUUAGACUCUAUCUAGAUGUUAAAAAGGCCAGAAAGAACAAAAUUUACAACUAGUAUUAUUAAAAACUAUAACCUAGAACUAAGAAAAGGCUAGUAAAAACAAAAAUUUACAACUGCUUAGAAAUAAUUAAAAAUUUAAAUCUAGAAAAGGUGAAUAAAAAACGGAUGUGUGGUAGACUACCGGUUGCCGGGAAGAAAAGAGGUUUUUCAAUGUGUUCUAUCUGGUGUUGUUUAUGAAACCGACUAGUACCCAUCCCUUCUCGAUUUGAAACAAGGAAAUCGCAGAAAUUUAACGUUAGAGACAAAGAUCACUUUACUAAUUUUAAUUUGUUCAUUUUUGUAUAGCUUUACAUUGCCCUCAUGGUUGGACUGAGUUUCAACGUUCUUGCUACAAGGUGAUGCCGCAAACUGAAAAUUCCAAGAUAUUCGGCGGUUGGUUAAAAGCGUCGCGCGCGUGUAUGGGGUAUGGAGGUUAUCUUGUUAGCAUGACAAGUGAAACGGAAAAGGAAUUUGUAAAAAAUCUGUCGUCGUCGGAUUUAAAAAGCCCGCAAUCUGCUUGGAUUGGGUUGGUUCAUCGACUGCCGAAGGGUAUAUACUCAUGGAUCGAUGGAAGUUCUUUUAAUCAUUCUUUAUCCGUCGAGUGGAUUGGAAACACAACAAGUAAGCUUAAUGGCAAUGAGAUCAAAUGUGUGGAACUAUUGAGAGAUGGCUGGAACCUUACUGAAUGUUGCAAGAAGACCGAGUACUACAUCUGUGAAAGACCGAAAGGUGAGUUGCUUCUAAAUACGUAAAGAAAGUAACCAGGCCUAUAUACGAGGGACAACAAUGCCUAGAAAUAUUUGCCAAAAGGAUUUGAUAAAGCCAAAUUAAUUGCUCCUUUACAAUAAUGAAUUCGUUGAUGUUUGCAAAAAUCCUUAUUAAUGCAACUUUUGUAAAGUUUUUUUUAUUAAACAAAUUUCGCGUUCAUAUGCUUUUGUAAUGCUGAAGUAUUUGAUCUAAUUUUUUCGCCAAUGCGAAACACUUUUCUACCGUGCUGGAUAAAAACGUUUCAACAUGUUCACAUAGAGCCUGAGCUAUUGCUCUGGUUGCCUGAAUUUCAGCCGUGUUCUCGAGUUGCAAACUCCCGAAAGAGAUCCUUCUCCCUGUCUCGAACCCUGCUGCCUCUCUCCUCCGUAAAGGCUCCCGCUGGGUAUCCCUAUAAAAUACAAAAAAUAGAAAGCGCGUGGAAACGAUGGGCCCGGGGGAGGGGGGGGACUCCGCCUAUGAAAUGGGUGGGGAUGCUCGUCGUCUCGCUCAAGGGUGUAAAUUUCGGAUUUUGGUCUCACUUAGGGUGUUCUGGGUAAAACGCAAUCAUAUUUAGCCGUGAAGGUCUCGAUUAGGGUUGCACGCGAAAAAAUAUAAAAAUAUAUAUUUGAUAUGUAUAUUUUUUUCGUCUCUUUUAGGGGUCAAAAAACGCUUGGGCCACGCCCAGAUCGGUCUCCUUUAGGGGUUUAAUUCAAAAUUUCCGACGAGCAUCCCCACCCCUUUCAUAUGCGGAGUUCCCCCCGCCCCCGGGUCGAUGGGAUGGGUGCGCGCUUUCUUUUUCUUUCUCCCCAGCCUCUCCCCAGCCUCCCCACAACACAAAGAGGCCCCUACGGGGAAGAGAGCCAAGCCUGAGUAUCAGGCGUUUCUGGGGAAAAGGGGAAAGAUCUAAAAUCUUCUCUCCCCUAGCCCCUUAGGAAGGCCUGAUACUCAGACUAGAGAGAGCCCUGCUGCCAAGGGAGACUUGAGAAAACGGCUGAAAUUCGUGCAGGCUCUGACGCCAGUUGUUCUCUAUCCGAUGGAUAGUGUGACUGGUUGAGUUAUCGACUGCAUAGUUAAAGAUUUUAUUAGGAAUAGAAAGAUAAGGAUCUAUGAGAAAGAUGUUUUUUCAUUCGUAGCAAAGGCAGCUCAAGAGAAAAAACUCUGAGUAGUCCAAAAUGCUGUAGAACGUAUGAGCUUCUGGUUGCUAGUACAGAUGCUCUAACACUGAGCUACAGGAUACUUGUGAGUGCUAAGGCCACUAAACUAGGGUCAUGUGACAAACCAGGGGCACUUAGCGAAUGUUUUCUGCAAAAUAUCUCCUUCGGAGAAGCAAAUAUUGCCUAAAAUUUUCUGUUACUUGGGGACGGCUAAAAAUUUCUAGUUGAAUGUUCCAUUCAUGUACAAUUUUCUAAGCUUGUCCAAUAAAUUCCCUAAAAUCUUCUGACGUUAAAUUUUUCACAUUUCACUCCCCAGGCUAGGCUAUUUUUUAUAGAAAAAAACCCUACAAUUUCGGAUCCAAAAUGUGAUGGGGAGGGUAAUCAGAAAAAUUAUAACUCUCGUUAUACGUUAAAUCGCUUUUAAAAUUUUCGGGAAAAUAACAUACUGAAGCCCUUGUAAUUUGGAAAGAUUCACGUUCCCCUGGGAUGAUCGAAAAGAUAAAAAUUUUUACAGCGCCGCUUUGGAAUGCACUUAUAAAGGUCUAAAAGUGCUCUGGAUAGCCAAAAAGUGUUGUCAACCUAUUUAGGAAACCGUCGUUGGGUGCCCCUGACAAACAUCCUGCAUACUUCAAGGACUGUAAUCUCGAUAUGUGCUUAUACGUAAUGAUGGAGAUGUGACGGUGAAUUUUAAGCCUGGUGAAUACAUGAGAAAGAUAUUUUUCAGUCACUAGGGGACACAGGCGGCUCUGAAAAUUAAACGACAUUCAUUUGAAACUGUUAUAUUUAAUUUGUCCUAUCCAUUAGGUCCACUGAGUUGCCCGCCUGAUCAUUAUGAAGGACAUCUGAAUGGAUUAUCCUGCUACUAUAAGCACAGCACUUUAAAAACGUGGGAAGACGCAAAAAAGGACUGCACUGCUUCUGGAAGCAAUUUGGUGAAAAUAAAUAGUACUGUAAACAAAACUGACACGGGAUUCCUGACCCGCCUAUUGGACACUAUUAAUUUCAAAGAGGUAGCUGAAUUAAGUAAAAGUGACCAAAAAACAGGUAGCACUAUGAAAUAAAUAUGGAUAUAAAAAAAUAUAGUAUUUGUCAAUUACUGAAUAAAGCUGAGUAUGAUAACAACAAUUAUGCAGAUCGAGGAGGGCUAUGACCCUGAUUGAAUUCGUUGGUUUUUUCCUAUAUCUCUCAGAUAAACUUCUGCUGAUUAUGAGAACAUACACGGGAAAUUGAUCAGCCAAUCAGAAACGAUGUAUUUUGUAGAGGUACUAAAUGCCUCUAAAUCUUUACCUGUUAGCAUACCUUACUGAGAACCUAUACACGCAGAGGAUAGAGGGACGCCUUAUGACAUGUUAUAAUCAAUCACCGACUAACUAGCAUGAAUGUGGACUCAACCGCUGUUCAGUGAUAGAAACAGAUCCUAGACAAGCUUCGCAUGAUGUUCUAGGACUGCUCAUCCCUGUUAUCAGGCCUUAUUUUUUCCAAAGGUGCUUAGUGCUUAGUUAUUCACCUUUUGAAAAAUUAGAGCCAGCCAGGGGACAAUGAAACGUCGGUGGCUCAGGGGAAAGAAACGGAAAGAACUAUAGUUAGUACAUCAUCAUCAUCAUCAUCAUUAUCAUCAUCAUCGUCAUCAUCAUCAUCAUUAUUACUGAUAUCAUCCGUUAGUUGCUGUUUUGCUCUUUUAUUUUAAAGGACAUUUGGAUCGACCAAGGAAACAAAUCUAAACUAUGUGGCACAAUCUCGAAGACAGAUAAUAGAAAGACAGACCGUGACUGUGGCAAAAGUCAUGCUUAUCUUUGUGAAAAGCCCGUCCCAGGUGUGAUUUCAUUAUGGUGGCACACUUCCAUUUUAAGGCUACGAAGUAGCUUUAAUUUAAAACAAAUGAGGAAAGCAAGGUCUUCUUAUCAUUAUUUUCAUAUAAAAUUUCACCUCGGCUUUUUACCCCCGUCAAAAACAGCACAAAACCAACGGCAUCUCAGACCCUGCUCGGAUAAAAAGAAGAAAAAACGUUUCUGUUGCCUAUGCUUCUUAUUAUGAAAAUUCCUUUCAAACAAUCAGUAAGAUUGGUAUCUGAGGGUACUUGCUAAAAUGGCCUAUAUGGGGAGGUUCCGCCAGAAAGAGGUGCCUUUUUCAGGCUUCAGGUAUAUUAAAGGGUAGGGGUUACUCUUGUUAAAGUAUAUAAAAGUCAUUGCGGUCCCAGGCGCAUUUUAUGGCUGUGAAAAACACAAGAAAACUGUCCGAUUUAGCGACUUGUUCAUAGCUUAAAGCAGGGCUCCUGCUUAAGGGCGGUACAUUUACAGCAGUUAAAAAAGAUGCAGCUUUCUAAAUUGGCAUGUAAAAUGAGUGCUAUUUGUCAAUUAAAGAUAUGCGAAAGAGGUCCCUUUUUUUGUCAAAAAUUGGCAAAAGGGUAAAGGGUUGCACCUCGGGGCGGAGCCUCCCCUUAUGAAAUUUUGUUGAGUACUUUCCCCUCUCCUCCUCAGGCCUUGCUAAUGUGUUAACGUCUUUAGUCCAGAAUUAAAAAACGUUGCUUUUUCCUUUAGGGAAAGUUUGUCAUUGUCAGAGCCCAGGGAAAAUGUCAUCUGUUCCCACUGAAGUCAAUUGCUCAUUUCCAGACAGUCUCUGUUUUAAGUACAGUAAUAAGAGCGCGAAAGAUGGACAAUUCACCGCACAAGGGUGUAUAUCAGUUGAACUAUGCAGAAAACUUGACAACCAAGAAGGCUUGGAAUGUUGCCAUGGUGAUUUGUGUAAUACAGGUGAGGCGGGAAAAGCUCAAAAUCCAUGCUCUAAAGAAUUACAGUUUGGAUGCUGUGCUCAGUACAUAAAACCCUAUUCAGUUUGACCUCACGUUAGGUUGUUCUGGAACCGACUGGCAACAAUAAUGUUCAUAAUAAAGUUCAAAGCGCACUCUGGUUGGUUGAUAAAGCGUGCUCGAUGAGAGCUUAAUAGCCGGAGCUAAAGCUGUCACGUCCUGCCAAUAUAGUUUAUUUUACGUCUCGUGUUCGCCCUACACAUCUUUUGUGCUCUUUCCGCUUCCUGAGUGCUUUACAACAGAGCAAAGCACAAUCAAAGCUUCUUUAUCUGUUAAUAAGUACAGUGAUGGAAGAUUUUAAAUUGUUUUUGGCAAAUCAGCAGUGUAUCAAUCAAAUAAAAAAAGGUCUAGGAUUAAAGAAGUUUAGAGACGUGAUGAUGUGAUAUUACAUAUAGGUUACGUCAACCCUCUGAUUAAUGGCCGAGUCAUCAUCUUGAUGACUUUCAUCAUGUUUAGAAAAGUUUGAAAGCAGGACUAAAUUGAAUUAAAAUCAACAGAUAGAUACCAAAAUGAUUGAAAGUUUUUGAAUUGACCACCAGGGAAAUAUUUCACUGAUUUUCACUAUAUAGUUAUCGGUAUUUAUUUAUUUUAGCAUAUUUAUCAAUGAUCUGCGACAUAUAAAAAAGUUCUUAAAAUGAAAAUAAAAAGUCCCCGAAUGUUAUCCUUUCUUAAAGGGAAAUAGCAUAUAUUUGUCAGUAAAAGUGACUAGGGUUAGUGAGUUCGCCGCAAAUUUCUAGGUCUAAUUGUUCGAAAUUGUUGUUUUUCUCCGUUUCAGCAAUAUCCUGCUAUCGAUGUGAAAACAGUUCAUCUCUUGAUGAAUGCCAAAAUAACCAAGACGACGUAGAUUGCCCCAUACCUGUUCAUUACUGCGCAAGAAUUAGGUAUGAAUCGAGAACGAGAGAGGGCAAAAUACAAACGACAUAUCGCAAGGGAUGUGUUACCAAAGAUCAGUGUAAUGCUAAUGCAACCAGUGGAAAGAUUGUAGAUUGCUGCAAAGGCGACAAGUGUAAUACAAGUAAGAAGAAAUUAUUUUUUAUCUUACGAAAUAGCAUACUUUUCAAUAUCGUUCCCAGGGACCUCUCGUUUUCAAAUGGCGGCGGCAUAUUGGAAAACGAGAAGACCCUUGAACGAGGUUCACGAGGUUUUCAUAGUUUGAGUCUUGUUUAAAAAGAGGCAGCCUAGCCGUAAGUGGUGUAGUAGGGAUGAUUAAGACUUCAUUUUUGCGGUAGAAAUCUCAUUAAGUUGCGGGGGAAUACAUUUAUGCCAAUAACAGCUUAGAAUUUUGUCUUUAUAUCAUGAGUUAAAUGCGUGGUAAUCUCAUUAAGACAACAUGGAUAUCUUAGGGUGGAUUAACUGGUUUGACAGGUUAUAGAUUAUUCUUAGGUCAAAGAAUGCCUUGGUUUUUGAUUGGCUAACUAAAACCUAACAAAAGUAUUCAUUGGUUUAUUCAUGAUGUUGUCGAAGGAGUAAGCGCUAACUGGCCUGUGACUUAAUAGAGACCUUCUGAGUAUUGCUCACGCGUGAACCAGCGUCAUUUUGGCGGGAAAACGUGAUAGCUGUCGUCAUUCUACUACGAGUUUUAGCAAGAAUGUCGUAGUGGCGGGAAAUAGUAAUCAAAUGUAAGAGGUUUUAUCAGUUUUGCCGUCGGGAGAGUGCUUAACCUCCUUCAGUAUAAACAACCGUACUAACUUUUUUAGUGAAAAAAGACACCCCAGAAACUUUCAUUUUGAUUUUUUUCAUUUUGACGCACAAAAACUUUAAGUUAAAUCUCGUACUCGCUCUCGUCCUCAAAUCUUAAGCUCUUUAAGAUCACUGAGUCGUGACGUAAUUAUACAAGUUCAUUUCCUGUCGCUUUCAUUGUGCAUUGAGGAAAACGAAUUGUUCCAGCUCUGGUUCACCGAUUCUUGUCACGAAACUAGUGCAGAUUACUGAGGGCGAAGGUAAACUAGCUCUUUCUACCACGAAACGCAUUUUUUCUUAAUUAUUAGAAUGUAGAAUGUAGAAUGCAGUGGUAGAGGUGACGGUGGCGAUGGAGGGAAAACAAUGGAAAUGUGGUGAAGGACGUUGUGGGAAAAGAAAAAAUUGAGGAGGCGCGAAAUAAAUGAAUUGUAGAGAGGCAGGAAGUGGGGGAGAAGACUUGGGAUGGAAUCCAUUGGGACCAUUCAGUCCAGAUGAUUGAUCUAAGUAACUCGUAAUGAUGCAUUAGCGGAACCAAUGAAUCCACUUUGGACAAGGAUUCAUCGGUUGCUUUGAUGCACUAUGAUCAGAGUGAUCUCGGGUCACCGAUCCUGAUCCGGAACAUCCCGAAAGAACGCAACCUUAUGCGGUUACUUUCCUCGCAAUUCUUGCAAUAGGCUAAGGCGAAAAAAAAUUCAACUCGCCGAAAAAUUCACUUUUUCUUUAUCUCAGUUAGACAGUGACCCUUUUUAAAAAAUGUAUUUCGUCGCUAUUUUAGACUCAGGUCCGCGGUGCUACGAAUGUACAGAUCCUGUAAAGUUUGAAGAAUGCGCAGUAGGUGGGUGCAUUUUCAACGAUGGAAAGUGUUAUUACUCUGGAGAGCAAUAUGGAUGCAUUCAACCACAAUAUUGCAAUAAAAUUGCCGAGGAUGGAAACUUCAUACACUGCUGUGAAGGAAGUUUAUGCAAUAAAGGUUAGUAAAAGAGAAAUACUAUAUUCUUUAGUAUGCCAAUGACGUGUUUUAAAAAAUAAUUUGCGUUUGUCAUUCGCCGCUUUAGAAUCGAGAAGGGAAGUGGGCCGAGUUCUGAGACUCUUACUGGGAUUAGUAACAGUAACAAUCCCAGAAGCCUUUGCGAAAGUUAGCUCGGUCCAGUCUCCUUCUCGUUUCUAAAGUAGUGAAUUGCACUAUUGCUAAAGUGUACUUACAGUGGAUUGGAUAACGAUAUGGUUAACGGGCAAAAGCUUGCUGAUUCCCCUGGGGGGAGGAGUACUCACCAAAGUUUUAUACGGGGAGGCUCCGUCCCGAGGUCCAAACCCUUACCUUUCAUAUUCGAUUUUUGACAGAAUUGAUAGCCCUUUCGUAUACUUUCCAUUGACAAAGGGAAGUACCCCUUUGACAUACCUAGGCUACAACUUACUUAACAUUACAGAGUUUUGUCAAACAAAUAUAUCUCUAAGCGUCACGUCAAACGUUACAAAAAACAAAAAUCAACUUUGAAGAACCGUUAGCGGCUUACAAUUGUAAAGCCGUUUCAGUCUUAUUCAAGUUUGCCCAUCCGUUUCUCCUUUUGUAUUUCCUGUGUUAUCCAUAUUGACAAUUUUUCAUGUUUUUUCAGAUGUUUUGAGCGGUUUAUUUUAUGUUUUACUCAGUUUGGUGAUGGCUCCCACUGUUUGAAUUUUGAUUAAUUCAGUGACACAGCUCCUUUAACUAUUCCUUUGUGAUCAGAUAUUUCAAUCUUUUCUUUUCUAUUUCAUUCCAAAAUUCGGAUCAAUCUGGGUUUCUGGGAAACUGCCCACCUACCCCUCCCCUAAGCCAUAUCACUUACUUCUCACUUAGGAUAAAAUGUUGGCUUAGGGGUAGGGGUAGGCGGGCAGUUUCCCAGAAACCUAAAUUGAUCUCAAAAUUUCACAGUUAACAAACCCAGGAGUAGCAAGGUGAUUUACAUAUCUGUUGGUGCUGCCGUCGCUGUGCUGCUGUUGGGUGGUACUAUUUUCAUCUGGUGCUACCGGAGAAGACGAAAAAAGGAGGUUUAUGGGUUUGUAAAGUUCUACGUUCUUACCGUAUAAAACAGGAGCCCAUAACCCGGAGCGAACAACUUCCAUGCGCUUGUGUGACGGCGUUUUCACGGACCAGUUUAUUUUUAGAACGGUUUUGGCGCGAAUUUUGGAUAUCUUUUAAAUUUCACAAAACCAGUCAGCAAAACCUACAGACCUAAAAAUGAUAUUUUCUGCCUUUUAAUACAUUAAGUUUUUUUUUUUAUAUCUUAUACUUCGAGUGGGCUCAUAGAUAUGGUGGAGAUUUUAUUUUCGCAGGAAAAGUGCCCUAAAAUGUGUCUAAAAAUGAACUGGUCCGUUAAAACGCCGUGACAUAGGCCUAGUAUGGGAGUUGCUCGCUCCGGGUUAUGGGCUCCUGAUAAAAACAUGCUAAAAUUACGACAGCUAUGUUUACAUAAUGUAGUACCUUAUUGAUACUUAAUUUCGAGGGUACUUGAAUUCGAGAUUUUGGCGAGACAGUAUUUCGCGGGGUUUUAUUUUCGCGAUUUCAAUAGGCAACUAUGAAACUGAAAGGGCGUAAAUUUCGCGAUUCACCAGUUCUCGACUAUCUAAUAUAAUAUUUUUCAAAAAGUAUCAAGUAUUAAAAAUUUCUAGAUAAUGGAUUUGUACGAAUCUCAGAUCAAGAUGAUAGUUAGGUUUCCUACCGGCAUAUGUGAAAUCCUUACAAAUUUACGUAACGUUUUAUAGAACUUACCUGUAAAACCAGUUAACAAUUUGGGUAUGUGUCGAUACAUAUCCUGCUGCAUGUUGGUGUUACUACAAGUUAAUGAUUUUUCUCUGGGAUUUUAGUUCGCUUGUUUAAAUUUCGGGAGGAUUUUUAUUCGCGGGUCUUUAAUUUCGCGAUUUUUCUACAAUCGCGAAAAACACGAAAUUUAAAUUUCGUACCCAGAGCUCAACCUGUCUUACGCUGAACCAUUGGCCGUGGGAAAUCUGGGUACGAGAUGAGCUGAUUGCAAAAGAAAGAGUGUUUUCUUGUCUUUCUUUUUUUUUCCAGAUCAUAUCUUUCACAGCCAUCGAUCAAUCCCCUGGACGAGGGGGAAAUUCUUCACGAACAAAUAGAAUUGCAAGGGUAAAAAUUUUGAGAGAGUCGAGGCACACAGGAAGUUGAGUCGAACAACGGUUUGUUCCUGAGCUUCUUGGUUCUUCUAAGUUCCAAGAUGUUUCAAGCUUUUUUAAGAUUACAAAGUGGCAGUAUUUAUGCUAAACUAUUAAGAUAAGUAGUUUUUAAGAAAGGUCAAUAGUAUUCUCAUGCGUAAAAAUAG